Molecule: messenger RNA, 654 nt
Organism: Aspergillus aculeatinus CBS 121060
Lineage: Eukaryota; Fungi; Ascomycota; Eurotiomycetes; Eurotiales; Aspergillaceae
Product: glutathione S-transferase family protein
Exons: 1
Coding region: 1-654 (217 amino acids)
Source: RefSeq, a predicted model, not a curated record
AUGCCUUCUUUGAAACCCAUCGUCCUUUAUACGCACGGAAACGCCCCGAAUCCACUGAAAGUGGCCAUCAUUUUGAAGGAACUGAACGUCCCUUAUGAGAGCGAAAAUGUUCCUUUAGAUGAAUUGAAACAGGAGCCCUUUGAGUCAAUCAACCCCAACGGCCGCCUUCCUGCAAUCAAAGACCCCAACACUGGCCUGACAGUUUGGGAGUCUGGUGCUAUUGUGGAAUAUCUGCUGGAAAAAUACGACCACAACCUCCGUCUCAGCUUUUCUCGAGGCUCGCCAGAAUAUUUCGAAGCGAAACAAUGGCUCUUUUUCCAAGUUUCCGGUCAGGGCCCUUACUUUGGUCAGGCUGCCUGGUUCACCCUCUUUCACCCAGAAAAGAUCCAAAGCGCCAAAGCUCGUUAUGUCAACGAAAUUCGUCGUGUCACCGGAGUGUUGAACAGAGUUUUGAAAGACAAGAAGUACCUCGUGGGCGAUAGUUGCAGCUAUGCUGAUAUCUCAUUCUUGCCUUGGUAUGGAGUCGUACCAAAGCUUUUUACAGAGGAGGUCAAGUUGGAGGAGGAUUUCCCGCAUGUAUCACAGUGGCUUGAAAGAAUUCAUGGAAGGGAAUGUGUUCGGGAGGCAGUGGAGGAGUUUGCCAGGAAUGCUUGA